AUGGUGCUGACUCCGAGGCCGUGGCGUGUGCUGGCAGCCAUUGCCCUCUGUGCCCUGCUGUGCCUGGGGACGCUGGCAGCUGCCUACCCCCCCAAGCCUGAGAGCCCCGGGGAUGACGCCUCCCCCGAGGAGAUGGCCAAGUACUUCUCGGCACUCCGCCACUACAUCAACCUGGUGACGCGGCAGAGGUACGGCAAACGCGCCAGCCCCGGGGAGGUGGUGUCGGAGCUGCUUCUCGGGGCCAGCAGUGACAGGUCACGGUAUGACGAUGACUCUACGUGGUGA
Colius striatus (speckled mousebird) is the source of this 285-nucleotide messenger RNA. RefSeq names its product peptide YY-like. Gene Ontology annotation, biological process: feeding behavior; neuropeptide signaling pathway. The transcript is spliced from 3 exons. Gene Ontology annotation, cellular component: extracellular region. Bases 1 to 285 code for a protein of 94 amino acids. Gene Ontology annotation, molecular function: neuropeptide Y receptor binding; neuropeptide hormone activity. Lineage: Eukaryota; Metazoa; Chordata; Aves; Coliiformes; Coliidae. The record is from RefSeq and is a predicted model, not a curated record.